AUGGGCGCCUACAAGUACCUUGAGGAAAUCCACCGAAAGAAGCAGUCGGACGUGCUCCGAUUCUUGCUCCGAGUCCGAUGCUGGGAGUACCGACAGAAGACCGGUAUCCACCGAGCUUCUCGACCCUCUCGACCCGACAAGGCUCGACGACUGGGUUACAAGGCCAAGCAGGGCUUUGUCAUCUACCGAGUCCGAGUCCGACGAGGAAACCGAAAGCGACCCUCCAAGAAGGGUGCCACCUACGGUAAGCCCACCAACCAGGGUAUCAACCAGCUCAAGCUGCAGCGAUCUCUGCGAGCUGUUGCCGAGGAGCGAGUUGGCCGACGAGCCGGCAACCUGCGAGUUCUCAACUCCUACUGGGUCAACCAGGACUCCACCUACAAGUACUUUGAGGUCAUCCUGGUCGAUCCUUCCCACGUUGUUAUCCGAAACGAUCCUCGAAUCAACUGGAUCUGCAACCCCGUGCACAAGCACCGAGAGUCCCGAGGUCUCACUGCCGCCGGCAAGAAGAACCGAGGUAUCAACAAGGGCCACAAGUACCACAACACCUCUGCCGGUCGACGACACACCUGGAAGCUCCAGAACACUCUGUCUCUCUGGCGGUACCGAUAA
Molecule: messenger RNA, 612 nt
Organism: Yarrowia lipolytica CLIB122
Lineage: Eukaryota; Fungi; Ascomycota; Dipodascomycetes; Dipodascales
Product: 60S ribosomal protein eL15
Biological process (GO): cytoplasmic translation
Cellular component (GO): ribosome; cytosolic large ribosomal subunit
Molecular function (GO): RNA binding; structural constituent of ribosome
Source: RefSeq, a predicted model, not a curated record